Molecule: messenger RNA, 531 nt
Organism: Cryptomeria japonica (Japanese cedar)
Lineage: Eukaryota; Viridiplantae; Streptophyta; Pinopsida; Cupressales; Cupressaceae
Exons: 1
Coding region: 1-531 (176 amino acids)
Biological process (GO): DNA integration
Molecular function (GO): nucleic acid binding
Source: RefSeq, a predicted model, not a curated record
AUGGAUUUUAUUGGAGAAAUUGUAGAUAAGUCAAGUGGUGGGCACAAGUGGAUUCUAGUAGCCAUUGAUUACUUUACCAAGUGGAUUGAAGCUAUUCCCACUAAAAAUACUACAAGAAAAGUUGUUAUAGAGUUCUUAAUGGAUAGUAUACUCACAAGGUUUGGAGUACCAAUCAGACUUGUUGUUGAUAAUUCUAUAUGUUUUGGUUCUAAAGAAUUCAAGGAUUUUUGUGCCACUUAUGGAAUUGAGAUUUUCUAUUCAGCCCUAUAUCAUCCUCAGGGGAAUGGGUGGGCCAAGUCUAGUAAUAAAAGUAUCCUAAAAAUUAUAAAGAGGAUGUUAGAGAAGAAUAAAAAGGCAUGGAAUUCAAAGCUUAAGUUUGCAUUAUGGGCAGACAGAUUGACAAUUAAGAAAGCCAUAGGAAAAUCUCCAUUUGAAUUAGUUUAUGGAUCUCAAGCUAGAAUAAUAGUGAAUAAUCUUUUACCUAUUAAAAAAUUCAUGCACGAGUAUGGUGAAAUGGAGGAUUCAAUAUAG